CUAGCCCGCUCUUCUCGCUGCUCCCCCGGGAGGCGGGCGCGCCGGCGGGGGUCCCUCCAAGAUGGCGGCGCAGAGGAGGAGCCUGCUGCAGAGUGAGCAGCAGCCCAGCUGGACAGACGACCUGCCACUCUGCCACCUCUCUGGGGUGGGCUCAGCCUCCAACCGCAGCUACUCCGCUGAUGGCAAGGGCACCGAGGUCCACCCGCCAGAGGACAACUGGCUCAAGUUCAGGAGUGAGAACAAUUGCUUCCUGUAUGGGGUGUUCAACGGCUAUGAUGGCAACCGGGUGACCAACUUUGUGGCCCAGCGGCUGUCUGCGGAGCUCCUGCUGGGGCAGCUCAACGCCGAACACACAGAAGCUGACGUGCGGCGCGUGCUGCUGCAGGCCUUUGACGUGGUGGAGAGGAGCUUCCUGGAGUCCAUCGACGACGCCUUGGCUGAGAAGGCCAGCCUGCACUCCCAGCUGCCGGAGGGUGUCCCCCAGCACCAGUUACCAUCUCAGUAUCAGAAGAUCCUGGAGAGACUCAAGGCGCUGGAGAAGGAGAUCUCGGGAGGAGCCAUGGCCGUCGUGGCCGUUCUUCUCAGCAACAAGCUCUACGUGGCCAACGUCGGUACGAACCGCGCGCUGCUGUGCCAGUCUACGGUGGACGGGCUGCAGGUGACGCAGCUGAAUGUGGACCACACCACGGGGAAUGAGGACGAGCUCUUCCGCCUCUCGCAGCUGGGUCUGGACGCAGCAAAGAUCAAGCAGGUGGGCAUCAUCUGUGGGCAGGAGAGCACCAGGCGCAUCGGGGAUUACAAGGUCAAAUACGGCUACACGGACAUUGACCUGCUCAGCGCUGCCAAGUCCAGACCCAUCAUCGCGGAGCCGGAAAUCCACGGUGCCCAGCCACUGGACGGGGUGACCGGCUUCCUGGUGCUGAUGUCCGAGGGGCUGUACAAGGCCCUGGAGGCAGCCCAUGGGCCUGGGCAGGCCAACCAGGAGAUUGCUGCCAUGAUUGACACCGAGUUCGCCAAGCAGACCUCCCUGGACGCAGUGGCCCAGGCCGUGGUGGACAGGGUAAAGCGCAUCCACAGUGACACCUUCGCCAGCGGUGGGGAGCGUGCCAAGUUCUGCCCCCGGCACGAGGACAUGACCCUGCUGGUGAGGAACUUUGGUUACCCACUGGGUGAACUGAGCCAGCCCACGCCGACCCCGGCCCCAGCUGCAGGGGGCCGCGUGUACCCGGUGUCCGUGCCUUACUCCAGCGCCCAGAGCACCAGCAAGACCAGCGUGACCCUCUCCCUGGUCAUGCCCUCCCAGGGCCAGAUGGUCAACGGGGCCCACAGCGCUUCCACUCUGGACGAGGCCACGCCCACACUCACCAACCAGAGCCCGACCCUGACGCUGCAGUCCACCAACACGCACACCCAGAGCAGCAGCUCCAGCUCCGACGGUGGCCUCUUCCGCUCCCGCCCGGCGCACUCGCUCCCGCCCGGUGAGGACGGCCGCGUGGAGCCCUAUGUGGACUUCGCUGAGUUUUACCGCCUCUGGAGUGUGGACCACGGCGAGCAGAGCGUGAUGACGGCGCCGUAGUCUGGCUGGCAGCGCAGCUCGCGCAGGGCCUCUCGUGGGGACGGGGGCUCUGGUGCUGGGCUUGGACCAGCUCAGGUUUUGCUGACCUUAGCCUGUACCACAGGGGCGGGGAAGCCCUGUCCUUGGUGGGCACCUGGCUCCCCUGGCUCUUGGGCUGUAGAGCGUGCGAGUUCAGGCUGGACCUGGUCCACAGGCCCCCCGGGCUCCUUCAGAUGUGUACAGCAGCUGGGGGAGAGGUCCCCAGGACCACAAGUGCUGCACCUGAUGGACAACUGCCCUCGAGGCUGCCACCUCCACCGGCCGCCGCCGGUGCCUGUUGAACCUCUGCAUGGUGACUGUCACCCUCCUCCAGCGUCUCGGCCCUGUGCUAAAUCCAGGUGUGCCUACACCUGUGCCAGGUAGUCAGUGGGCAACACUCAGGAAGGCCAGGGCAGCACCAAGGCCCGGGGGUCCAGUAAAUGGACCCAGAGGGAACUGGCCAUAGAGAAGCACUGGUCGUGGAGCUGCCACAGAACAGGCUGGGGGCUGGGCCUCUCCAGGCAGAGCCCAGGCUGUGCUGAGCAGGAGGGCCCAGUCAGGGGAGUGGCCACACCCUGCCUUCUCCCUGCCGGUGCCAGGGAAGGCACAGCCGGGCAGCUGAGAUACACGACCCCCGCACUGGUGAGGAGGUCGCUGCCCGGGGCUCCCUGGAGGAGAGGAGGGGAACACAGCCCUGAGGGGCGAGGGUCUGACCAAGGGCUUUAGGGAUGUGCACUGUUCCCACACACAGGGGAGGGACGCGGUCUCUGUGUGCUCUGCCACCAGGGCCUCCCCAGGACUGUGGUUCCUGGCCUCGGAGCAGGAGCAGCCCCGAGACGUGUGCCCCGCUCACACAGCCGUGGCCCACUGGGUCCUGCUGCCUCCGCCCAGCUCCCUGCCCCGGGGUGCCCUGGACACAGCUCAGCCAGGAUUGGCCGCUGCUGUGCAGGCUCCGAGGGCCAGGCGUCUACACAGCUGAAGGCCAUCCUGAGCCCCCACUCACCCUGUGGGCAGCAGCUGUUCCCCCUGCAGCCGAGCAGGGCCCAGUGCAGGGCUGGGGGAGGCUGGGUCGGCCUGGACGCCACGGCAGAAGCAGAGGGCACAGUGGGGCUGGGCACAGGGCCUGCUCUGUAGGUGGGCGGGCUGGGAGUCAGUCACAAGGACCCUGGAACAGAAUUGUCUUCAAGAAUGUCUGUGUGAGUGCCAGGAGCAGUCACCGUUGGUGCAGGAUGGAAGCCACAAGGGGGAGAUGCACUUGGCGUCCAUGGUGCCAUCUCAGGCCUCUGGGCCAUGGCAGCGCUGGGAGGGGGCCUCCAUGGGAGACUGCUCUGCCGGGGCUCCAGCCUUCGCCGCCUGCUGUGCCCUUUGGCCUUGUUGGUGCUGCUCGUCCACACAGCACCUGUCCCUGCUCUCUCUGACUUAGAGCUCGUCCCUCAGAGUGUGUGUGGCAGGGAAGUGCCGGCCGCCUAGGACCGAGCCGUGCUCCCCCGUGGGCAGAGCGCUGCACCUGCGGGAUCCGCCUCUUCCGCGGCUUUUCCGGCCAUGCCCUGUGGGUCCUGAGAGCCCUUGGAGGUGCUGAGUGCACGGGUUCUCCCACGUCCUCGUCACAGUGCCAGCUCUGCCCCAUGUGCCCGAGGUGGGCAGAUAGCUGACACUGACCCAGGGACACUGGGUCCCUUGGGUGUCCAGAGAGUCCCUGACAUGAGGUGGGUGGAGCUGACACUGACCCUUGGCCCACAUGGCCCGCUCCAGCCUUUGGCCACCUCCCACGGCCUCGAGUGGAAAACACAGGGUUCCCUGAAGCUGGAUCUGAUAUAACCGGAGACCCUGUGCACUGCCUGCUGCCUGUGCCCUUGGCCCUUGAAUACCCGGUUCCUCCCAGAGCCAGACAGCCACAGGCUCGGUAGAGGUCUGGCCAGGACCAGCCCAGGUGGGGCCAGACCCUUGGGGCCCCGCUGUCAGCGAGGGAAGAGGCAGGAGCAGCCACGUGACCGUGGGGGACACACUCCGGCUGAGCCUCGCUUUCAUCGUGCACGUCUCCACAGGACUGCAGGGUGGGGCCAGCGCGUUAACCCGCCCCGUGACACUGGCUUCCCACAUGGGCGCCAGUUCAAGUCCCAGCUGCUCCACCUCCACCUCCGCCCUGCUCUGGCCCAAGUGUUUGGGCCCCUGCACCCGUGUGGGAGACCACGAUGAAGCUCCUGGCUUCAGCCCUGGCCAUUGUGGCCAUUUGGAGAAAGGAGCCAUGGUCUCUCUCCCUGUAACUCUGCCUUUCAAAUAAAUAACUCUUUGGGAUGGAAGAGUAAGAUUGCUGGAGACGUCUGAGUCUGCACAGCUGUGGUGGGUAGAAUCCCCCGCCCGCCACGUGGAGCCCGGGCUCUGCCGCGCACAGCGGUCCUGUCUGACGGAGGCUCGGCCGGGCCCCGUGCGCGGUGACGCUCUGCUGCCUGCGGCUUCCCUGAGGAGCCCGGCUGCUGGGCAGCGGCCCUGCUUGCUGCUCUCGGCGGAGCCCUGGGUGGAGGCCGCUGGCCAGGCUCCCAGAUGCCUCCUGUUUGGUUCAGUGUUUACUUGAGAGGCAGACCGCUCUCCCAUCCGCUGCAUCGCUCCCCAAAUGCCCACAAUAGCUGAGACCAGGUUGAGGCAAAGCCAGGAGCUGGGAAUUCGAUCCAGGGCUCCCACAGGGUGGCAGGAUCCUAACCGUUUGAGCCCUGCCGUGGCUCCUCGGGGUCUGCAGUAGCGGGAGCUGGCGGCCGGUACCGAGCACGGGCACGCCAGUGGUGGAGCCCGGCCGCCCUAACCGGCCGCCGAACGCCCUGGCGAGCACACGCCGUGUUCCCUCACGGUGCUGAUGUCGGCCCUGAGCCCAGACUGGCACUGACCUGUGUGUGCUGGGCAGCCCCUUGAGGGCAGGCUGCCUCUGGCCACGGCGCUGAGAGACUCAGCAGUUCACGGACCACUCCUGCCUCUGGAGACCCGCCCAGGGCCUGGCUGUGGCCGUUUGUCUGACCCACCUCCCCGGGGCCUGAGCCCCAGGCUGGCGUCCUGGCCAGAUUGAGCUGCGGUUGUCACAUCUACAAAGCCGACCUGCGCUUCAGCCGCCCACCUUGCAGCGCCUGCUGUGUGGGUCCUUCAAGACUGUUCACCCCCGGGCCCUUGCGUCAUCGGGAGCGGGAUGGCCCCGGGGUGGAGGCCGCGGAGCGCAGCUGCUGGCCUGGCACCUGCAGAAGCCGCCCUCGCUCCUGGGUCCCCAAAGCUGGGUAAGAAAUGAGAUGCCUUGGGGCUGCCGUUGUGGCACAACUGCCGGCACACCACACAAGUGCCAGUUCAAGUCCCAGUUGCUCCACGUCCAGUCCAGCUUCCUGAUAAUGCUCCUGGGAAAACGAUGGGUGUGCCGAGUGCUUGGGCCACUGCCACCCAAAUGGGUGACCAGGGUGGGGCUCCUGGCUCCUGGCUUCAGUCUGGCCCUGCCCCAGCCAUUGCAGCCAUUGGGAAGUGAACCAGCAGAUAGAAGAUCACUCUGUGUCUACAUCUGCCUUUCAAAUAAAU
Molecule: messenger RNA, 5140 nt
Organism: Lepus europaeus (European hare)
Lineage: Eukaryota; Metazoa; Chordata; Mammalia; Lagomorpha; Leporidae
Gene: TAB1
Product: TGF-beta activated kinase 1 (MAP3K7) binding protein 1
Exons: 11
Coding region: 62-1576 (504 amino acids)
Biological process (GO): protein dephosphorylation
Cellular component (GO): cytosol
Molecular function (GO): protein serine/threonine phosphatase activity
Source: RefSeq, a predicted model, not a curated record